Messenger RNA from Rhipicephalus sanguineus (brown dog tick), 1519 nucleotides. RefSeq lists its product as uncharacterized. The transcript is spliced from 6 exons. The coding region runs from base 1 to 1470 and encodes 489 amino acids. Lineage: Eukaryota; Metazoa; Arthropoda; Arachnida; Ixodida; Ixodidae. The record is from RefSeq and is a predicted model, not a curated record.
AUGGAGAGGACCAAGUGGACAACGUUCGGCGAAAGCUCAAUGUCGAUGGACUCGUCUUUGAACAGGGGACAGUCGCAGACGGAAUCGUCUGAAACAUCGUAUGAAACAGAGAACCGAGAAUCCGCUUUUGGGCCAUCCGAGUACGAGCCUAUGCCGCCCGCGACAGUGGACCGAGGAACAAAUACUGGACCCGAUACCGCGCCAGCUAUGACGUACGGAUCGAUGCCACCUGGAGCACUAGACCAGAGAGCGAGCUCCGCGGUGCCCGCCGCGCCAGCAUCGUACGAGCAGCCAGCGUAUGGGGCAACCGCAGCUACCCUUGGCCGAGCUACGGCUCUCACGGCUGUGUCACCUUAUGCAGACCAGUACAUGGAACAACCUUCAGAAGCCGGGCCUUACAAUGCGGCGUCAGCAGCCGGCAAGAAGUACCCGGAUGAGAUGGAAGGGGCGCACCCGUACGGAAUAUUGCUGCCUGUCUUCAUGUGCUUACUGGUCGGCGUGAUUCUCAUCUUCAUGACGACGUUCGUCGUCACCUCUGGACAUCUGCGCGAGAAUGGCACGGCUGCCGGUACCUCAGUGUCGGCAAAAAGUCAAGUAUACUAUCGAUGCAUUGAUGUGGUCGUUGUUGUUGCCCUUUAUAACGCAGGGCCAGCGACCUCUAAGUGGGUAAGUCCAGCGGGUCACGUGGGCGGGCUGUGCAACGCUUCCUCCCCUUGCCUGGGACAUGGCCACUGCGUGCGGGAAAUCUGCCGCUGCGACGGGCCUCACUUGACCGUCGUAGCGGGCGUCUGCCAGGCGACGACCACUCGCACGGCCAGCACUAAACACGUCACUGACACCAGCGACCUCGAUAUCUCGACUCUGCCAACAGUUCAGCUGUUUACCCACGAACGCACGAUUCGCCUCGUCACUGACAGCGUGACUGACAGCGAAGUGGCCGUGACUGACAGCGACGAAGAAGAUAUCAAGGCACGCGUCGAGGAAGUCAGAGCCGACCGAGGCGCGAACCGCACCGAGAGCAGUAACGGGAACCUCGCUAAGACGCGGAUCACAGGAAGUUCCAAGGAGCGUACCCAAGAUCAAUCAAGAAAAAGUGACGCAACGCGCAGUGCAAACGAUCCAACGGAGUAUAGCAGUACCUGGGAAAGCACGAAUGAACCGACCAAUCACAGUGCGAGCAGCGCAAGCGGAACCAAUGAACGCAGCGGAAGUAGCAUUGUAGAUAGCAUUGUAAAAAGAGUCACUGAACGCAACCCGGGACGAGCUGCCGAAUUCCGUGGUAGCUCUACAUUGGGAGGCAGUGCGAACGAAACCACCUCGGAGCGCGGAGCAAGCGACACCGUGGAGCGUCGUGAGAAGCGAAUCGCCGAACCCAGUCCGAGCCAAAGCACGGAACGGAGUGCGAAUCAAACCAUGCAAAGCACAACGGAAGGUGUCGCAGAUGUGACGAGAACAGAACAUGCUGCAUAGGGGCAAUCCUGAAGUUCAUGAGGCCACAGAACAACUUCGCACGUAACCA